Lampris incognitus (smalleye Pacific opah) is the source of this 609-nucleotide messenger RNA. It is a transcript of the gene mafgb, whose product is annotated as v-maf avian musculoaponeurotic fibrosarcoma oncogene homolog Gb. NCBI's taxonomy places the organism in Eukaryota, Metazoa, Chordata, Actinopteri, Lampriformes, Lampridae. Gene Ontology annotation, biological process: regulation of transcription by RNA polymerase II; regulation of epidermal cell differentiation. The transcript has 3 exons. Gene Ontology annotation, cellular component: nucleus. The record is from RefSeq and is a predicted model, not a curated record. Gene Ontology annotation, molecular function: RNA polymerase II cis-regulatory region sequence-specific DNA binding; DNA-binding transcription factor activity, RNA polymerase II-specific. The coding region runs from base 88 to 609 and encodes 173 amino acids.
CGGCACUUGAUCCAACCUUAAGAGGGGGCGGCGGACGGAGGUGCCAUUCGACUUUUGGUCUGUUCAGAAGAGCAAGGCUCUUGUGGCAUGACGACCACAAACAAAGGAAAUAAAGCAUUGAAGGUGAAGCGGGAGCCUGGGGAGAAUGGCACCAGCCUCACAGAUGACGAGCUCGUGACCAUGUCGGUGCGAGAGCUGAACCAGCACCUGCGGGGCCUUUCAAAAGAGGAGAUCCUGCAGCUCAAGCAGCGGCGUCGCACCCUGAAGAACCGCGGCUAUGCCGCCAGCUGCCGGGUGAAGCGUGUCACUCAGAAGGAGGAGCUGGAGAAGCAGAAGGCCCUGCUGCAGCAGGAGGUGGACAAACUGGCCAACGAGAAUGCCUCCAUGCGCGUCGAGCUGGAUGCGCUCAGGUCUAAGUAUGAGGCGUUGCAGACCUUCGCCAGGACUGUGGCGCGGAGCCCAACAGUUGGGGUUGGGGUCAGGGCUGGGGGCGGUGGAGGAGGGGGCGGAGUGCCCUCGUCAGUAAUCGGGCCACUCAUACCAGGGAAGGCGGCAACUGCGACGAGCGUGAUUACGAUAGUGAAGUCUAAAACGGAUGCUCGGUCUUGA